Clupea harengus (Atlantic herring) is the source of this 5171-nucleotide messenger RNA. RefSeq names its product kinesin family member 7 (gene kif7). Gene Ontology annotation, cellular component: microtubule associated complex. The record is from RefSeq and is a predicted model, not a curated record. Gene Ontology annotation, biological process: microtubule-based movement; spindle elongation; mitotic spindle organization. Gene Ontology annotation, molecular function: microtubule binding; microtubule motor activity; ATP binding. Lineage: Eukaryota; Metazoa; Chordata; Actinopteri; Clupeiformes; Clupeidae.
AAUGGACAUUCAAAACUGUAAAUUGAGAAUUUUAUAGAUUCCAAAUGAAUAUGACCUACUGGCCAGACUACGUAAAAAGCUUUUUUCCCCACACGGUUGGUUGGUUCCGAUUUCAUUCGGACUAGCGAUGGGAUUGCCGUUUAAUUGGCGGCGGGGCCAUGUAGGAAGCCUCGCUAUGACAUCACUGCAUCCUUAUUCUAGGGAAUCUCGCAGCUGGAUUGAGGAUGUGCCCUCCUACCUUGGACUGGAGAUUGAUGAAAUAGGAAACAGUAGUAACAAAAGUUUGGAGAACUCCUCAUUUCUUGCUACACUUGAGGGGGAAAGUAAAUGCAAGUUGAAUCACGCAUUGCAUUAUUUUAGGAGACCAGUCGGAGGGGCUCAGCGAUGACUGUGGCAGUGGUCGAAACACAGACCCAUGCGUUUAUGCCACAUCAAGGUGGACGAGAGGGCCAGAUAGAGGGACAUACCCUGUAAAAGCACGUGUGUGUGUCCCAGCUGAUCGAGCACACACACACACACACAGGUACGCAGACGUUUGCCCCAGGCGGCCAUGUCCCCUAAGGUGCCAGGCCCUGGGCGUGGGAUGGAGGAGACUCCUGUGCAGGUGGCGGUGCGAGUGCGCCCCCUGCUGCCCAAAGAGCUGCUCCAUGGCCACAAGUGCUGCGUCAGCGCCGACCCUGCCGCCCGGCGCAUCACCCUAGGUCACAACCGCCACUUCCUGUGCGACUUCCUGUUCCAGGAGGCCAGUGGGCAGGAGGAGGUAUACGAGGCAUGUGUGGAGCCCCUGGUCGAGGCCUUUCUGCAGGGGUUCAACGCUACGGUGUUUGCCUAUGGACAGACCGGCUCCGGCAAGACCUACACCAUUGGAGAAGCCAACAUCUCUGCGUUCAGGGACGAAGAGCAGGGCAUUAUCCCCCGUGCCGUGGCUGAGGUCUUCAAGCUGCUGGACGAAAACGACCUGAACUACUUCUCCGUGCGUGUCUCCUACCUGGAGGUCUACAAGGAGGUCUUCAGGGACCUCCUGGAGGUAGAGACCGCCAGCAAGGACAUCCACAUCCGCGAGGAUGACAAGGGAAACAUAGUGUUAUGCGGUGUGAAGGAGAGUGAGGUGGAGUGUCUGGACGAGGUGCUGAGCCUGCUGGACAGCGGCAACAUGGCGCGUCACACGGGGGCCACGCAGAUGAACCCCAAAUCCAGCCGCUCGCACACCAUCUUCACCGUGCAGCUGGAGCAGCGGCGCAGCCCGGGGGGGUCCAAGGCGGGGGCGCGGGCCAGCCCCAACCACCUCCUCUCCUCUAAGUUCCACUUCGUGGACCUGGCGGGCUCCGAGCGCAUCCUGAAGACGGGCAACACCGGCGACCGGCUCAAGGAGAGCAUCCAGAUCAACAGCGGCCUGCUGGCGCUAGGAAACGUCAUCGGGGCGCUGGGGGACCCCAGGAGGAGAGGCACACACAUCCCCUACCGGGACUCCAAAAUCACCAGGAUCCUGAAGGACUCUCUAGGUGGUAACGCCAAGACACUGAUGAUCGCCUGCAUCAGCCCGUCCUCCUCGGACUUCGACGAGAGCCUGAACACACUCAACUAUGCCAAGCGGGCCCGGAACAUCCAGAACCGCGCCACGGUAAACCAGGCCGUCGAGCCGGGCCGUGUGGAGGGGAUGGAGCAACAGAUCCGAGCCCUGCGUCGGGCCCUGGAGACCCGGCACCGGUCCGAGACGCGCAUCAUCGUGGCCCGGUCCGACCGGGAGCGCUCCGUUCGGCCCAACCCGCAGCGGGGAGGAGGUGUAGGGGGCGGGGCAUCCGGGGCGGAGUUAAGCCGGCUGCAGAUGGAGAGCGCCCACUACAGGACGUGCACGGACUCUGCCUAUCGGCUGCUGCUGGAACUGCAGGGGGAGACGGGGCUUAGCACGGCCCAGGUGCAGCGAAUCAGGGCGUGGCUCUGCUCGGUGGAGGAGGAGCGAAGUGGCUUAAGCUCCGCCUCAGGGCCUGACAGUGGAAUCGAUAGCAGCUCCAACGACGACAGCAAUGCCCUUCGGAAGAGCAGAGGACACACCCUCAGGAACCAGGACUCGGAGCCUGCGCAGGUGUUGGAGGAGUGUUGUCAGGAGCGUGAGGAGUGUAUCGCCGCCCUGCUGGCCCGGGUGCAACAGCUGGAGCAGGAGAACACUGACUUCCUGUCCGCCCUGGAGGAUGCCAUGGAGCAGUACAAACAACAGAGUGCGAAGCUGCAGGAACAGCAGGACCUGAUUGGAGAGCUGCACGGACUGCUGUCACUGCCUGGGGGGGUGGGGCUGACACAGAGACCCCAUACCGCCCCCCUGCAACCCACACAACACACACCAUUCAACCCUGAGGGGGAGCAGAGGUGUGUGGACACAGGCUUCAUUGGUGAACAGAGCCAGUGGGACAGUGACCAGGAGAGUGUCGUCAGGAGAGACCUGAAUGGCAAAGACGGAGAGGACGCCCCCUGCAGGCAGAGCAAGGACAAGCGCAAGUCGCUGGGCCUCACAUGGUUGAAGAGGGAUGAGCAGAGUCAAGGUCACAUUCAGGGUCAGGGGUCGUCGGCUGUGGGUGGAGGUCACCUAUCUCAGCUCCUGGGCUUGGGCUUCAGCUCAGGGUAUCCAGCUUUGUCCAACAGCCUCAGACGCACAUCGAACUGCAGUGUGGGGGACAGCUCAUCAUGGGAGGGGUUCCGGGGUCUCGGAGGCGAGGCGGGGUCAGAGCGGGGCCUCCAACAGGCGCAGCAGAAGAUUCGGGAGCUGUCAAUCACCAUACGAAUGAAGGAGGAGCUUAUCAAGGAGCUUGUUAAAACAGGUAAGGAUGCGCAGGCCAUGAACCGGCAGUACAGCCGGAAGGUGACGGAGCUGGAGACCGAGGCGGAGCAGGCGCGGGGGGAGCUCACCGAGGCCCAGCGGCAGCUCCAGGAGCUGGAGGUACACGGCACACGAAACGCCGCUGACAAGAACCGCGCACAGGAGUGCCGCCGCAAGAUCGCCGCCGCACAGAGCAAAGUACAGGUGUUGAAGCGGCGACAGCAGGACACGGCGCAGCUGGCGGGUCUGUCUGCGCAGAGCGAGCGGCGCGUGCAGGAGCUGGAGAGGCAGGUGCAGAGCAUGCGACAGCAGCAGGAGCAGCUACAGAGACGCCUCAAGGAGGAGAGUCAACAGAAGAGACGCCUGGAGAGCGAGAUGCAGAGAGGGAAACAUAGAGUCAAGGAGCUGGAGAUCAGGAACGAACAGCAGCAGAAGAUCCUGCGCAUCAAGACAGAGGAGAUUGCCGCCUUCCAGAGGCAGAGACGCAGCGGUAGCAACGGCUCCCUCAUCUCACUGGAGGAGCAGCAGAAGAUCGAGGAGCAGAAGCGUUGGUUGGAUGAGGAAAUGGAAAGUGUGUUGGAGCAGAGGCGGGGCCUAGAAGAGCUGGAGGAGGAGCUUUGCAAGAGGGAGGAGAUUCUGGCCAAGAAGGAGGCGCUACUGGCGGAGAGGAGUGGCCUAGAGACCAAACGCCUACGCUCCAGCCAGGCACUGAGUAAGGACCUGGUGAUGCUGUCGGGUCGGAUCGACUCUCUGGAACGAGAGCUGAGCGAACGCAACAGCCAGCUGCGCAGCAGCUCCGCCCAGGACUCGCAGCACAUCCGCCAGGAGAUCUCCAACCUGCGGCAGGAGAAGGACCAGCUGCUCAAGCAGAGGGUGGAGCUCGACGACAAGCUCCGCCAGGGCAACCUGCUCUCGCCUGAGGAGGAGCGCAACCUGUUCCAGCUGGACGAGGCGAUUGAGGCUAUGGACGCGGCCAUCGAGUACAAGAACGAGGCGAUCACCCAGCGGCAGCGCCAGCUCCGCGCCACCGGAAGCAUGCUCUCUCAGUGGGAGAUGAACCUCAUGGCCAAACUCACCUACCUCUCCGCCUCCGAGACCAGAGCACUGCUCUGCAAGUACUUCGACAAGGUGGUGUCGCUGCGUGAGGAAGAGCGUCGCCUGCAGGUGGCACUAGCGGAGCUGGAGAUGCGGGUGGAGGAACAGCAGCAGCUGGUGGGGUGGCUGGAGGCGGCGCUGGAGAGGCAACACAUGGAGGCCGACCGCCGACUCACUCAGCAGCAGCAACAACACGAGAGGAACGUGCAGCUACUGCUGCAGCAGUGCAGAGAGCAAAUGGAUGAGGGUCUUGCCGGGAGACAGCGGCAGUAUGAGGUGCUCAUCCACAAUCUCAGCAAGGAGCUGAGCCACUGUAAAGCCGCCAAUCAGGAGCUGCUCAACCACUGCAAGCCAGCCAAUCAGGAACUCAGCAUGAGGCACAGAGAGCCCUGUGGGCCAACCAGCCAGCUCGGGGAACCGCCCAGAGUCUCCAGCAGCGAGGGAAGGAGGCCCAGUAGUGUGGCGGAGGAGGGUCGGAAGGGAACCCCUGAGUCCGACCGCCCCGCACGUUCCCGUGAGGAGAUCCGUGAUCUGGUCAACGCCCCACUGCCCCCUACUUGGCGUCGAUCGUCCCUGCCCACGGAGGACCCCCACGGCAUGGAGGAGUUGCGUCUGCGUGCCUCCGGAGAGCUCCCGGCCAAUCGCGUGCUUCCGCCCAGUGUCAACCACAGCAUGGGCGCCACCACACACUGGGGUGCUGGAGCCAAACCCUGGCGAGACCUGAGGAGGUCAAGUCUCUGCACCGGGGGACUGGGGUCCGGACCAGAAAUCAUCGACGUGCGGAAAAACCCGGUUUGACACACACAUCACAGACUGUGUGUGGGUGUGUGUGUGUGUGUGUGUGUGUGUGUGCGUGUUAUACAGGACUGACCACAGCGUCUCUGACUUUAGACUGGUACUGAAUAUUCUUCCUGCAUUUUUUUUCUUCAUUAUUUCUUUGUUCAAUUGAUGAGGUUUUUUUUUUUGCCUUUUAUACAAAUUAGCUUUUUAAAAGAAUCGCGGAAACAUUCUGCCUUCAGUUCCUGUUUACAAAAGCACUUUGAUUCUCUCAGUAUAGGACAUUGUCAUAUUUUCAUCUAAUCUCUGAUGUAAUGGCGUCAUAUCCUUCUGAAAGGCAUUAUCAUAUAUCUCGAAGAUGCUGAUGAACAGUAUGUCAUUUAAUCAUGCAAUCUGAAUUCAUCAAAUGGUUCACAUGACCCACUAUAUAUAUAUCAGUGAGUGGUAUGCAGUAUGUUGUAAAUAAAAGUGUCCAUUCUGACCUUUA